AUGUUCCCGACUCUGAACCAAGGAGGUAAUAACAAUGUUGGAAAUGGUGGUAGUGUUCCUCCCCAGGAUAAUGGAAGUCAGGUUAACAAUCCUCAAGGAAGCGAUUGGAAUAAUGAAAAUGGAAAGCCGGGUAUAAGUUAUCCUGCGAACUCAGGGUUCUAUCCAGGAUCAAAUUUCCAGGGGCAAAAUCCUCAAUACCCCGGUAACUCUAAUGGAAUGCAGGAAAAUAAUCAACAAUAUCCAGGAAAUGGCAUUAACAAUGGCAAUUUGGGAAAUUAUCCACAAAAUCCGAAUAUGAUGCAGGGCAACACUCCACAAUAUCCCGGGACCGAUUUAAGUAAUGGCAAUCCAAAUUUCAACUAUCCAGGAAAUUCUAACGUAAUGCAGUAUCCUGCACAAGGCAAUGGCUUAGACCACAUUAAUAAAAGACCAGGAAUCAAUUAUCCAACGAAUCCCCCUGCUUUGAAUCAGAAUAAUUAUGAUCGAUAUCCAGGAUAUAAUAAUUGGAAUAAUAAUAAUAAUAGGUAUCCUGGAAACUUUCAAAUCAGGCCAAAUUUUAACACGCAGGGCCAAUACCCGGGUCAGAAUUGGAACAACGCUAAUGGAUUACAAAACAAUCAGAAUCCAAAUCAAAUUGGUGUACCAGGAAACCAGCAAACACAGGGGCUUAGCCAAAACCCGUUAAUUCAAGGACAACCUAUUCGAUACCCUCCUAAUACCUACCAAAAUUACAAUCCUGGAUUACAAAAUGGCGGCUCAUUUCCACCGCAAGUUGCAAACGGAAUGAACAAUCAAUUACCACAUGACAACUUACAAGAUCCUAACAUGCAAUAUCCUCAACUACCCAAUGCUGUGACUACGACUGUAACGCCUCCCGUAACUAGCACAACGGCUGCAAUGAAACAAUGUGUGCAAGACUGUCCGUCGACAUCAGAAUACAACCCGUUAUGUGGUAAUAAUAACAUAACAUAUUUCAACGAAGGAAAAUUCGUAUGCGCUCGCAAAUGCGGUAUCGAUGUAAUCAUUGUCCGACACAGCGCUUGUCCUGCAGCGAGCGCUGCUAAUGCUACACCAGGAGUGUAUGCC
Molecule: messenger RNA, 1086 nt
Organism: Brenthis ino (lesser marbled fritillary)
Lineage: Eukaryota; Metazoa; Arthropoda; Insecta; Lepidoptera; Nymphalidae
Source: the annotation of a GenBank genome assembly